GGUGCGCGCUCAGCUCAGCUCGGCUCGGCUCGGCUCGGGUGGGACGGAGCUGCUCACCGUCCCUGACUAAGACUCGCACACACACACUAACACACACUCAACACACUGAACGCCAAAGUGUAGCAUCAUUUAACACUGAUGGAUCCGGAGUUGUGCGCGUGCUGCGGCUUCCGUGGAUGAACGGAGCCGAUUGACGCGCGCGCGCUGGAGGCAGCCGCGUGUGAUUUCCAGCCUCAGUCAUUGUGGCAGCAGCAGCACGAUGCGCGAGGGAGACACACAGAGAGCUGAGGAGCCUCUGCCGGAGAUGUCGACCGACAGGAAUCCCUCAGCCUGCCCAGGAAAUAUGGACUAAAUCCGGCUUCUCCGUGGCUGUUUCCCCCCCUCCUCCCUCCUUCGGCUUUUUUGUCUGCACGUCGCCACAGUGUUGUAGAGUGGACCAGGAUGCCGUGUGGGCGAUGCUGCCACAAGGGAUACGUUGUGAUUUCGCAGAGAUGUUUGGCCAAAGCGUCGCUUGCAUAUAAUUAGAAAUAAAGGAGGAACUGGGAGCGCAAGAAGGGGGAUCUAAUAAUAAAAAAGACAUCACCACCUGUUACCAGGAAAAACCAGCUCUUAUCUCGUCACAGCAGCUCCUCAUCUGCAGGUGGCCUUUGUAUCAGUGUGGUACCUUCGCCACGUCCCCUGCAGCACGGACACCGAUUAGCGGCCGCCAGGAGUGAAACCUCGCUACACGAUAGCCUCAUUCUGUUCCUCAGCUCCACCGGGAGCGAUCCUGCAACAUCCACAGCCUGCCAGGAGGGGUGACAGCUCCACUCGCUGCCUCCCAAGUCACCAAAGCCUGUCAGCCAUGACUCGGGAAGGCCUCCUGCUACGGCUCGGAUCAGGGAUCGACUCGCUGCUCGAUGGCUAGAUCUCACCACACAAAGAGCUGGGGGCCUUUCUGCUGAGGUAACUCUCAGUCUCUCUCCUAUCCCUCACUGCAUAGUAGCACAUGGAUUUCAAGACUUCAAAUGAAGAGACAAAGACUGGGAUUUAUUUGAUGCAAGAAGGUAAUGAGGAGCCGUUUAAUAUUCGACUACACUUGGCCAAAGAUAUUCUGACCAUUCAAGAACAAGAUGUCAUCUGUGUGUCAGGGGAGCCUUUUUAUUCAAGCGAGCGGACUGUAACGAUCAGGCGGCAGACGAUUGGAGGGUUCGGUCUGAGCAUCAAGGGUGGAGCAGAGCAUAAAAUCCCUGUUGUCAUAUCGAAAAUAUCAAAAGAACAAAAAGCUGAACUCUCUGGGCUGCUCUUUAUUGGCGACGGCAUCCUUCAGAUAAAUGGAAUAAACGUGAGGAGCUAUCGCCACGAGGAAGUGGUGCAAGUUUUGAGAAACGCUGGUGAAGAAGUGACGCUCACCGUCUCGUUCCUGAAGAAGACGCCGGCCUUUUUGAAACUGCCCCUGUGCGAGGACUGCACAUGUGAGAACCCUCCACAUGCACACGCUCUGAAAAGCAUUCCGAGCGACCAGAGUAGCGGGACGUCCUCUCCUCUGUGUGACAGCGGCCUGCACUUGAACUACCAUCCCAACAACACGGACACGCUGUCCUGUUCGUCCUGGCCCACGUCCUCGGGGCUUCGCUGGGAGAAGAGAUGGGUGGACCUGCGCCUUAUUCCACUGCUGCACUCACGCCUGUCACAGUACAUGCCGGGCUCUGAUGUCUGCAGGAAAAAUGCUUUCCAGGUUAUCGCCGUGGACGGAGUUUGCAGCGGAGUCGUACAGUUUCCUGCAGCGGAGGACUGCGUGGACUGGCUUCAGGCAAUAGUGGGCAACAUCUCCGGUCUCACCAAGCACAAUGUGAAGAAGAUUAACAGGAAUUUUCCAGUUAACCAGCAGAUUAUCUACAUGGGCUGGGUCGAAGACAAGGAGCAGGACUCCGUUCAAGACCGAAUGUAUUCACCAAAGUUCCUCGCGUUGAGGGGUUCCUCACUCUUCAAGUUUUCAGCCCCUCCCGUGACGACAUGGGACUGGACCAGAGCGGAGAAAAGCUUUACUGUGUACGAGAUAAUGAGCAAGAUUCUAAAGGAUAACGACCUUCUGGACAAGAGGAGGCACGUCUUCAGCGUCCAGACGGAGAGCGGGGAGGACAUGUUCUUCAGCGUGGAGCUGGAGUGCGAGCUGCUGAUCUGGGAAAAGGCUUUUCAGAUGGCCACCUUCCUGGAGGUGGAGAGGAUACAGAGUAAAACAUACGCCUGUAUCAUGGAGAGCCACCUCAUGGGUCUUACUAUUGACUUCAGCAUGGGCUUUGUGUGCUUUGAUGCAGCUUCAAAGGCCGUGCUGUGGAGAUAUAAAUUCUCCCAACUGAAAGGAUCAUCUGAUGACGGAAAAAGCAAGAUCAAGUUUUUAUUCCAAAAUCCAGACUCCAAAUCCAUUGAGGCAAAGGAGCUGGAGUUCUCGAACCUCUUCGCCGUGCUCCAUUGUAUUCACGCUUUUUUCGCUGCCAAGGUCGCUUGCCUGGACCCGAUGUUCGUGGAGAGCCAAGGCACCGCGACCACCCCCGGAAUUCCUCCUCUCUCCGGUAUCUCUUGUAAUUCACAGACACCCAAACUCAAAUAUGCCACUUGACAGGCGCCGCUCUCCGCAACACGCCUUUCAUAAAAAAGACGCUGCACUUCGGUGUGACUGUGGCCUAAACGGGUGGAAAAAAAGACAGGUGAAGAGGUGGAGAAAAAAAAAGAUUGAGAUUACGACAUUAUGGAGGACAACUGUAACGGUGGAAUAAAUAAGCCUCUUAGGGAUGGACACACUUGAUAUCUCUGAAGAAGCAUCGGAUUUCUGGGAUUUCUUGAGUCGUUGUGGACCUGAACACAAACUGAAACACUCUACGAACACAAAACGUCCGACUCAAAGGGUUUUUAAGUGGAUCUGUCCUUCUCCUGAUCCUCAGACGUCCUUAUAAUCAACAACACAAAGAAAAUGUUAAGUUCUUUCCCCAAGUUUUUCUACCUUAUGUAGUUUUACUGAAUUUGAGGUUCAAGCAAAUCAGAUUUGAGCCUUUUUUUUCCACAUAUGAUUGUCUUUUUCUAAAGUAAAAUAGAAGUGGAGUCCAAGUCCAACUUCAGCAGUUGAAUUUUGAUUGAAUUUAUCACAUAUUCGUUUUCUGGCUGCUUUAACUGAAGAAAUGACUGGUUUCAGAUCAGCGUGUGUACAAACCUUCUCCAUAACCUUAAUUCUUUCUCUCUGCAUAUCACUUAGACCUGUGUCUGAGGUCAGAGUGUAACUAUCUGCGGGAAACCUGGACUGUCGUUUUUAUCGUAUGGGUGAGAAAUGAGAAUUUGAUAAUCAAUUAGGUUCACCAUCCACUCGACCAUAAUCUGACUCAACCCGGUUUAAACAUGAUUAGAAACACCUUUCAUAAUCCUUUUAUCAUUAUUUCCCCCUUAAGCUUGAUUAUGUAAAUAAACACUGACAUUCAAAUGAACUCAGAGAAUUAUGAAUAAUGGGGAACUACUCCUAGGGAUUACUGCAUUUGUUGAUUUGAGGUGCACCGGAGACGACUAGGUAGAUACUGCAUAACCUCGUACUCCCUUCAUUUACUCUAUGGACCAAUUUAGGAGAAUAAAGAUCAGCGAUGGUGUAUUUUUGGAAUAUUUUAUCUUUUUGACUUCAGCUUGUAAAUAUGAUAAAGAGAAAGAAAAUCUAACUUCUGGAGAAAAACACACCGAGAGGGAAAACAGGAAAAACCGUAGCAGAGGUUCGAGACGGCCCUUUAAACUUCACUCUGUGUUGUAUUGUUUAUUAAUGCUGCAGAGUCACAACUAAAUGAUCCCGUUCGACGAGAGAGCUCCGGCGCAAUUAGUCAAGCUCUUACCUUCCAUUUACCAAGUAGAAUUCGAGCAGAGGAGGCCCGUGGGUCAGGGAACUCUGGGGGAUAGCAAAUUAAAUGGGGUCAGUAAAGAGCUCGGCGCCGUGCGGGCUUGUUAAGCUGAGGUGUGUGUGUGUGUGUGUGUGCGCGAGGGAAAACGAAUGGCGGUGCAGUCUAUGCAAAGAAAGUCCGAGUGAUGCUUCUGUGCUUUAAAAAUGAUCUCGGUCGCAUAUACCCUUAUAACACAGGAUCCUAGAGGGAGGUUUAUUUUAUUUUUUGCAGAUGUUUUAUUAACAAAUAUGCUGUGUCAGAUAUGAAUAAAUGAGAACUUUUAUAACACGA
Molecule: messenger RNA, 4181 nt
Organism: Hippoglossus stenolepis (Pacific halibut)
Lineage: Eukaryota; Metazoa; Chordata; Actinopteri; Pleuronectiformes; Pleuronectidae
Gene: sntg1
Product: syntrophin, gamma 1
Exons: 19
Coding region: 989-2599 (536 amino acids)
Cellular component (GO): intracellular anatomical structure; dystrophin-associated glycoprotein complex
Molecular function (GO): structural molecule activity; protein binding
Source: RefSeq, a predicted model, not a curated record